AUGACCCUUCGCCGUUGCACCAAGUCUGUCGACGGCACCAUUCCGGUACAGGCUCUGCUGUACAAUGACGAGCAACUACUUGCAAGUCAGGACGGUCUGGGGAUCUACGAAGGCGCGCACAAGAGCCCUAACCACCAGCUGGGCACCGUCCACGUCACAACACACCGACUUUUCUUCAUAUCCGUCCCGAAACCCCGUGUGAACUCAUUCGCACUCGACCUCGAUCUCGUUAAUCAAACGGACUACUAUGCUGGACUAUUCAAAUCCUCCGCGAAAGUGACACUCUAUCUUUCCAUCCAGCUUGGAACUAUACAGUCAUCACCGGAGGUAGAAGAGCCAUUUGCGAGCUGGGAGUGUGAAGUGUGUGGAUACAGAAACCCGCCAGGCCGAAGUCCAGCGGCUGCGCGAAUCUGUGGUCUAUGUGGCGUUCCACGAGACUCGAUUCCCUCUUCGUCUUCUGCCCCAACUCUUUCCACCUCCUUACCCUCCGCCAUAUCCACCUCGGAACGGCCAUGUCCUGCUUGCACAUUCUUAAAUCAUCCAGCCCUACGUACCUGCGAAAUUUGCGGAACAGGAUUACCAACUCCCCCAUCGAUGUCAGCAACCCAGUCGGCACCUUCAUCCAGGCCAGCGUCUCCCGAUCUAGAUGACGACAACGACGAAACCGCUCGUUUAAUCAAGCUGAGCUUUCGAAAGGGCGGCGACAAGGCAUUUUAUGCUGUGUUGAGGCGUUCCCUCAAGAGUAAAGCAUGGGUCGUAGAAAAUGUCGCUCGCAUCGUUUCGUCUUCUGCUUCAGGCGAACCAUCCAAUACCUCAGGAAUCAAUGGAAUUCUCAGGACAGUAGAGUCCACAGUGGAGGGACGCUCAGCCAACAUGAACGAAGCCUUCCAGGACUUGGAAGCCCUGAUGAUCAAAGCCGCUGACAUGGUUCGCCUAGCAGCCGAUCUCAACGAGAAAUUAACGAUCAUAACCAACACCACGAAUCCGCUCGCAUCGACCUCAGCAGAGCCCGAAGAGGCCACCUUCAUUCGCAGCUCACUCGCACAACUAGGUCUUCAAAUAACAGAUGCACCGGUUACGCAGGACAUGGUACAGGACGAAAGAAGAUGGUUGGAAAGUCUGGCUCGUGAGCUUGCGAUAGUUUUACAAGGUGGCGGGGGCAAAGGAAAGGGAUUGAUGCGAAAUCGAAAUGUUAUCGCGCUGGAUGAGGCUUGGGGUGGCUGGAAUCGUGCUCGAGGUGUUGCGCUUUUACCACCCGCAACCCUUUUACAAGCUAUUCCUUUUCUUGCCGCCGCAACCGAGCCCCCCAUUGGGUCAAGGUCACUGCCCUCUGGAUUGUGCGUUCUCCACACGCCGUCGUAUGCACCAGCCGCAUUUGCAGCUCGAUUAGUUGGCUAUCUGGCACUCGUUGGACCUCGAACGACCGCAGAAAUUGCAGAGGAGGAAGAGCUCCCUGUCGCCUUAGCGGCAGAAUUAGUUGAGGCUGUUGAGUUGGAUGGUGAGAUAUGUCGUGACGAUGGAGCAUGUAUGCUGCAGGGUGGGAAUAUGGAUUGUAGAUGGUGGGGGAAUAUAUUUCAUGUAGUUGUUUGGGAUGGCCAAACAGAAAUACAAUAG
This is a messenger RNA of Mycena indigotica, 1614 nucleotides long. Its product is annotated as GLUE N-terminal domain-containing protein. Gene Ontology annotation, biological process: protein transport to vacuole involved in ubiquitin-dependent protein catabolic process via the multivesicular body sorting pathway. The record is from RefSeq and is a predicted model, not a curated record. Gene Ontology annotation, molecular function: phosphatidylinositol-3-phosphate binding; ubiquitin binding. Lineage: Eukaryota; Fungi; Basidiomycota; Agaricomycetes; Agaricales; Mycenaceae. The transcript has 5 exons. Gene Ontology annotation, cellular component: late endosome membrane; ESCRT II complex. Bases 1 to 1614 code for a protein of 537 amino acids.